UUGCGGGCGGGCGGUGAGGCGAUAUGCCGCUGCGACGUCCGCACCAUCAGCGGCCAGCGCUGUCCUGCUGCCUGUCCGCUCACGUGGCCUCCGCUCCUCAUUGAUGAGCCUCACGUCGAUAUCGCGGUCUUCUUAUCGAUCGCCCCGCUCGCCCGUCCACCACGUGCGCGCCUUUUUCACUGAAAUUGGCGGUAAACGCGUAGUGGCCCGUGUCACAGACGCAAUGUCGUGCAUUGGCAAGGAACCCGAGUGUCGCACUAUCUCACUGUCUCGCGCGCUGUGUUGUGAAUUCUUAUGCACGGUUUAUAUUUAGACGUGAAAUUAUUUCUGAUAUAGAUACGUGUUUGACAUUACGUUGAACUCUCAUACGUGGGGAUCCUCCACCUGAACAAGUGCUGUGUGGAAGAUAAAGUUACUGAACAUGUCUCGGGCAGACCACGGCCGGGCCACCAUAUAUCUGAUGUUGUAUAAACAUAUUCUGUCAAAACACAACGAAGCGUCCCUAACAAAGAAACAGAAAACUGCAGCUCGUUUGUGGCAUCAGAGAUGGGGCUUCUACAAGAGCUUGCAUGAAAUACAAGAAGAAGAAGCUCAAAGAAUAGGCUUUAAUUUAGAAGAAUAUCGAGCUGCAGUUAGAUCAGUGAACUGUAAACCGCCGCAGCCAAAGGAUUCGGUCUACAUUGAAUCUUCACCGAAACCAAUACCGACCACAAGUUCUGGUAUGGUUGGUUACCGCGCGAACUGUGCAUUGGAGAAAUACGGAAGAAUUGUAAAAACUUCGCGAGAUUACCCACUACGCCCCCCUCUUGCCCCAGGACAGAUAUAUGACCCCUACAAACAAACAAUGAUUUUCCUUGGAAGUGUUGACGGCGAUCCAGUAUCGUACAAGUUGCCGACAGCUACGUGUGACGUCACUGAUGACAUGUGGGCGCGCCCGCAGCAACUCAACGUCACCCCGUUUGAAGUACUUGAAAGAUGUUUUCAUGAUGCGUAACGUAAUUAUAUA
Molecule: messenger RNA, 1006 nt
Organism: Leptidea sinapis
Lineage: Eukaryota; Metazoa; Arthropoda; Insecta; Lepidoptera; Pieridae
Exons: 5
Coding region: 422-994 (190 amino acids)
Source: RefSeq, a predicted model, not a curated record